This is a messenger RNA of Porites lobata, 2304 nucleotides long. NCBI's taxonomy places the organism in Eukaryota, Metazoa, Cnidaria, Anthozoa, Scleractinia, Poritidae. The record is from the annotation of a GenBank genome assembly.
AUGCUGUGUUUCGCCUGCAAUAAUGAACAGGAGGGAAUGAUGAAGUGUACUAACUGCUUGAAAGCCCGUUAUUGUCGCACAGAACGUCAAAGAGAAGACUGGAAAAGGCAUAAAACUUUCUGCGAGAUGUCUGUUGAUCAAACGUUGGUAUUAGUCCACAAAAUAAAGGAAGUUUUGCAAAUUAAAAAUAGUUUUAAGGGCCUUUUCUCCACCUAUUACUGGGGUAAUGUGCCUGCUGUGGACCUGCUCAAUUUGUCGAUGGAUGAAGGGGAGGAGUAUUCGAACCCACUGGCUUUGUUGCUUUGCGGAGUUGGUGAUCCAAGGAAUGUUCUACUUUCCAUUGCUUCUCUGCCUGAUGUUUAUACUCAACAAGUGAGCUUCGUUUUGAAUGACAUCUGUCCUUGUACCCUGGCCAGAAUAGUCCUGCUUCUCUAUAUGUUAUACAAAGGUAUUUUUGCUAAUGUUUGUAAAUUAUUGUACACUUUUUUAAGAGAUUACAUUUUUUGCUUGAUUAGCUAAGGAGUUUUUUAUUUGAAGCAUCAACUUUAACGCCUUAUUGGAUGUAAACAAGGAAUAAUUUAGACAUAUUAAAUUCUGCAAGCAAAAUACUGCAAUGCUGAUCAUACUACGUGAAAAUUAACUCUGCAAGACAUCAAAACGACCCCGAAAGAACUCAAAACAAAGCGGGAUUGUAGCCAUAGACAGCUGUUUCGCCCUUGCAGAAUUUAAUAUGUCUACAUUAUUAUUUUUGCUGAUCAGGUCUUUAUAGAUCCUACGUCCUUCGGCAUAUUCGUUUGCGGUCCUUUGCAGUCCUUUAUGGUUAAUGUUUGUACUUUAUGAAUUUUUGGUCCGUAGAUCUUUUAUAGAUCCAUUAUGCUGUAAUUCUUGCAUGGUUUUGUCCAUGUUUUUGAGGUUGGUUUUGGCCAAUUCUUUAUUUUCUCUGCGAGACAUCAACUUGACUCUUGGACUCUUGCCCUCCAGAAGACCCGUGUUAUGGCGUGAUUCUGUGGGUGUUGAGAGUUCUGGGUCAGGGCUUAAAAUCAGUGUGCGCGGAUAUUUUUUAUCAGAGUUUUCUCUGGUUGUUGCGCCAUACUGACGAGCCCCAAAAAGGGCGAAACGGCUGUCUAUGGCUACAAUCCCGCUCUGUUUUGAGUUCUUUCGGUGUCGUGUUGAUGUCUCGCAGAGUUAAUUUUCACGUAGUACGAUCAGCAUUGCAGUAUUCUGCUUGCAGAAUUUAAUAUGUCUACAAGGAAUUAUUGUUUAACAAUUUCAUGCUUCUCCUCUAUCAAUGUAAACAUAGCUGUGACCAGUCUCAUAUGGCUAGUUUGUCGAUGCAGCACAUUUAGGGUACCCGUCUUUCUUUGGUGAGAAAUAGACUUGUAAGUGGGUACUUUUUAGGUACUCAAGUUAUUGCUGUUAGCUGCACCACUAUCCGUGACUCAGUCAUACCAUAAUUAAACUUACUUUUGCUGGAAGCAUUAAGCACAACAAAGUCGUGAAGGAUUUAACGACAUUUUACGAGGAAGACAAUGUUCUUCUGUUGUUAUGUUCUUAGAGUUUGCCCAUCGAUCGUAUCGGUGUUUUGUUUCUACCGACCGAAGAUGAGAUUCUUGCGUUAAAUUAUCUGCCCACUGUAUCCAGCUAGUUUAUCGAGACUAUUGGGGACAGUAUGUGAUGUCAAGCAGGGCACAAACAAAUUAUUCUUGUGGUCGCGAGGAACUAAUAAGUUUUAUUUAGGUGUAGCAUCUGAAGUUACUGCUGUUGUUUAAAUUUGGUUUUCAAAUCUCAAAGAACCCAUAUUUUUUAUUUAUUCAGUGGAUUUACUACUAUCGCUAAGUGUGGAUAGUGACCCCAAGAUCAAAGUUUAAUUAUAUUAAUAUUCAACACCCAUUCUCUUCUUUUACAUUGGCAGGAGGUGAUAACAUCUUUCAUGCCAUGAUUCGAAUUUGGUAUUCAGUCUGCAUUUCUGAAGAAGACUUCGUCUUGCUGACCUCAUCACUUCGAGACCUUGCUACAACUAACGAAUUACGCAGUCUUACUAAAGGAGUGAUGGAGAUUUCUGCUGAGCAAAUGGAACAGCUUAGGAGUGUUUGGACAGCGUGGCUUCGCUUGUCAGAGCGCGAAGGACCAUGGGUAUCAAAUGAAAGGAAAAUGGUUUUCUCCGCUGAUCGGCCAGAAGUUCAGAUUGGACUAUCUCGUUACCUGGAUACCAUCCCAAAACCACACAGAAAUUCUGCGAAAAAGUAUUUUGACACGGGCAUUUUUCCCUCUACAGCAAAUCCCACUGAAGAACUAACUCGAUAA